Molecule: messenger RNA, 1649 nt
Organism: Rubroshorea leprosula
Lineage: Eukaryota; Viridiplantae; Streptophyta; Magnoliopsida; Malvales; Dipterocarpaceae
Source: the annotation of a GenBank genome assembly
GUUUUCUCCCUCUCCCGCUUCCCUUCCCCCCGUAUCCAUAUUUUCGCUCCAAAAAAUUCUGAUGGCCUCAAACGACGGCGCACCAGCUGCCAACACCGUCAACGCAGAGCCACCGGCCUCUAGCAUUCCUCCUAAAUCACUAACUCCUGCUGAGGCUACCCUAAAUACUGAACCCCAGGAGGCAGAGGCACAAGUGGCAGAUGAACUGAAAGAAAAUCAAGAGUCAGAAGAAGAAGGUGGUGAAGCUGAGAAGAAGUCGGCGGAUGCGGCCGAGAAGUGGCCCGGAUGGCCCGGUCACAACGUCUUCAGGUUGAUAGUGCCAGCUUCCAAGGUUGGGAGCAUUAUAGGACGCAAAGGUGAGCUCGUCAAGAAGAUGUGCGACGAAACUCGCGCUCGUAUUCGCAUCCUUGACGCUCCAGUUGGCACUCCCGAUCGAAUUGUUCUAAUAUCUGGAAAAGAAGAGCCAGAGGCACAGUUGCCGCCUGCCAUAGAUGCAGCGGUAAGAGUGUUCAAACGUGUUUCUGGUCUAUCUACUCUGGAUGGAGAUACUACUGUUCCACCAGCUGCAGGGACUACCUUUUGUUCCAUAAAGUUAAUGGUAGCAUCUGCACAAGCUAUCAAUUUAAUUGGAAAGCAAGGAUCAAUAAUUAAAUCUAUACAAGAGAGCACCGGAGCUGCCUUGCGCAUCUUAUCAGAGGAGGAAUUGCCUUCUUAUGCUACUUCAGACGAGAGACUUGUAGAUAUUCGUGGUGAAGCUAUGAAGGUUCUCAAAGCUUUAGAAGCUGUAUUGGGACAGCUAAGAAAGUUUUUGGUUGAUCACACUGUUGUUCCUAUUUUUGAGAAAACUUAUGCUGCUCAAAUAUCCCAGGAGCGUACAGCUCCAGCAGAUACCUGGGUUGAUAGAACUCAGCCAUCUCUCCACUCAGCUCCUGCUCAACAGGCUGGGAUUGCUUCUGAUUAUUCCUUGUCAUUGAAGUGGGAUCCUUUAUUCGAACGUGAAACUCAUCUUGAACCUAAAAUCACACAAUCAGGAUUGUCACUUUUUGGGGAUCGUGCACUUGGAGUUUCGCAUUCAACAGGACUUAGUCGUGCUGCUGCUCCUAUAGUUACUCAGUCGGCCGAUCCAGCUAUGGGACACCCUUCAAUCUACUCGAGAGAGGAUGGCGUGAAAUCUCCAGAACACCGCGGCAGGGAUCCAGAUCGACGGUGGCCAGAUCUGGACAACCAACGAUCCCCUACACCGGAAAGAGUCGAGGGUCACCGGACUUGUAAAAACAAGCUGUACAAGAACACAAAACAACACAAACAACCAAAAAACACAAAAAAACCAAAAGGGGUCAUCGGAAAGGGACCCAGAAACCGACAGACCUCGAAUGGUCAUCGGAGGAAACCGAAUAACCCCGAAGGGUCAUCGGAGGAGGGAGCACAGGCCGGCUCCACCCAGCCGCUCAAGCAUCAAAACCUCGGAAGCUCAAAGGCUUCCAAUCAAAACAAACGCAGCGCCGGAGAGAAAGUAGAAGCAAGAGAGAAGGGAGAGAAAAGGGGGGGGGGGGGGAAGAGAGUUCCAAAAGUUGUUGAUUGAAUGAGCGAAGCGAGCCGAAACAAAAAUAUUAGGACCUAUUAUUUAUUUAUAAAAGUUAGGUACGUAG